Camelina sativa (false flax) is the source of this 1261-nucleotide messenger RNA. The record is from RefSeq and is a predicted model, not a curated record. NCBI's taxonomy places the organism in Eukaryota, Viridiplantae, Streptophyta, Magnoliopsida, Brassicales, Brassicaceae.
UCCCAAAGUGUUUUAGUACGGCUUAGUGGUUAGUUUAAGAUUUCGAGAGAGAGGAAGGAACAACCAAUAAAAGUAAGGAAUGAUGAAUCUACUAGCUUUGAGUCUUGUCUUGAGUACUUUACUAGCGGCGGAGGUAUGGUCUCCGAGCCCAGCCAUGACCACCAACCACGGGGCGGCGUCUGAGGGAGACAUCAUCGUCAAAGACGGCCACCGAGUUGUGGUGGUUGAGUACGAUCGUGAUGGUAAAACAAAUACCAGAGUCUCUAUCUCGCCACCAUCGGCAGAUCAAGAAGGCGAUAACGAAGAAGGGAAGGGAGGUUCUUUGUUUAAAAAUGCUAAAGAGAGAGUGAAAGAAACGGCGUCACAUCUUCCACACGUCGGCCAAGGGAUCUCACAGCCGGUGAUUACGACCAAGGACGAAACAGAGGAGUCGCGUGAUCAUCACGCGACGGCUGGGGAACUCAUAUGCGACGCGUUUGGUAAGUGCAGGCAAAAGAUCGCGAGUGUGGUGGGUCGGGCUAAAGAUAGAACCGAUGAUACUGUCGGCGAGACUGCUUCCGAUGUUGAAGACGCCGUCGCUCGUAAGGCUCACGAUAUGAAGGAGACGAUUACACAUGCGGCACGUGACGUGGAAGACACGGUGGCUGGUAAAGCCCGAUAUGCUAAGGACAAGGUAACAGGAAAAGCCUAUGAUGUGAGAGAGAGUGUGGCUCAUAAAGCCCAUGAUGCUAAAGAUAAGGUGAGGGGUAAAGCAUAUGACGUGAAGGAGACAGUGGCCCAAAAAGCCCAUGAAUCCAAGGAGAGGGCGAAAGAUAGAGUGAGGGGAAAGGCACACGAAUUGAAGGAAACGGUGGCUCACAAGUCCCAGAAUGCGUGGGAGAGAGUUAAGAAUGGGGUGCGUGAGUUCGGGUCAGCGGCUGUGGGGGCGCUUAGUCCGACAAAGGUAGCGAGCGUGGUUGGGCUGACUGGGAUAGCUGCGGCGUUUGGGACUUGCGUGUGGGUGACGUUUGUGUCAAGCUACGUUUUAGCGUCGGUGUUGGGGAGGCAACAGUUUGGUGUAGUGCAGAGUAAGCUGUAUCCUGUUUAUUUUAAGGCGACCUCUGUGGGAAUCCUUGUGGGUUUGUUGGGUCACGUGCUUAGCCGCCGGAGGAAACUGCUCACCGACGCCACGGAGAUGUGGCAAGGGGUUAACCUCUUGUCCUCUUUCUUUAUGAUUGAGGCUAACAAGUCAUUUGUUGAGCCACGUGCCACCAAGGUUAGU